Toxotes jaculatrix (banded archerfish) is the source of this 3431-nucleotide messenger RNA. RefSeq names its product squalene epoxidase a (gene sqlea). The coding region runs from base 137 to 1852 and encodes 571 amino acids. The record is from RefSeq and is a predicted model, not a curated record. Gene Ontology annotation, cellular component: endoplasmic reticulum; membrane. Gene Ontology annotation, molecular function: squalene monooxygenase activity; flavin adenine dinucleotide binding. NCBI's taxonomy places the organism in Eukaryota, Metazoa, Chordata, Actinopteri, Toxotidae. The transcript has 11 exons. Gene Ontology annotation, biological process: cholesterol metabolic process; sterol biosynthetic process.
UAAUCUAUAAUUGUUUCUUAUGUGGUGGUGAUUUAAAAAAAAAAAUUUAUAUCAGCCUAAAGAACCUGUUUCUCAGCAGUGCCCUUUCACCAUCACCAUCAAUUUGACUUUUUUUUUUUUUUUUAAAUCCUAAAAGAUGUGGACUUUCCUGGGAAUAGCGAGCUUCACAUACCUUUACAAAAAAUCCAACACAGUUUUAACUUUGGCUCACAAAGAGCUGGUGAUGGCCGCAGCUUUAUUUCUUACAGUCGGGCUGCUGCUCUCAUAUAUCAGGUAUUUCCAUGGCCAGAAGCUCAGACUGUCUCAGGUAUUUGAUUUGCCUCUGAGCCUUCUGUCUUUUGUACCUGUUAUCAACCACGUAAUCCCUCAAACGUCCACGCAGAGCAGAGACGAAGCAGGGAACGACAGCAAAAAGAGCCGGAGAACAAGGAGAAGAGUAGAUGCGGAGAGUUCUGCCAGAGAAGGAGCCUCAGCAAGUGGCUCCUCUGUGGCCCCAGAGCCAGAUGUGGUGAUAGUCGGGGCAGGGGUCCUGGGCUCAGCGAUGGCAGCCGUCCUUGCCCGGGACGGGAGGAGGGUGACAGUGGUGGAGAGGGACCUGAAGGAGCCUGACAGAAUAGUUGGGGAGCUGCUGCAGCCUGGAGGUUACAGGGCUCUUAAAGAGCUUGGGCUGGAAGGUUCAGUGGAGGGUCUGGAUGCCCAUCUGGUUCAUGGCUACGUGAUCCAUGACAUAGAGAGCAGCACUGAGGUGGAGAUCCCUUACCCUCAGAGCGAGGACAGCAUCCAGUGUGGACGCGCUUUCCAUCACGGUCGAUUCAUCAUGGGCCUGAGGAGAGCUGCCCUGGCCGAGCCAAAUGUCACAUUUGUAGAAGGCACCGUGACCAGUUUGCAGGAAGAGGACGGCUGUGUGACGGGAGUCCAGUACAAAGAUAAAGAAACUGGAGACAUCAAGGAAAUCCAUGCAGCACUGACUGUGGUGGCCGAUGGCUGUUUCUCCAAAUUCAGAAAGAGUCUUGUCUCUGGGAAGGCUCACAUCUCCUCCCACUUUGUCGGAUGCCUUAUGAAGGAUUGUCCCCAGUUUAAAGCCAACCACGCUGAGCUGGUGCUGGCUAACCCAAGCCCCGUGCUGAUCUACCAGAUCUCCUCCUCGCAAACCAGAGUGCUGGUGGACAUCAGGGGGGAGAUGCCACGCAACCUCUCAGAGUACAUGGCUGAGAAGAUACACCCACAGCUACCAGAACAUUUAAAGGAGCCUUUCAUGGUGGCGCUACAGAACGAUCGACUCAGAUCCAUGCCUGCCAGCUUCCUCCCUCCCUCCCCUGUCAAUAAGCCAGGUGUGCUUCUCCUGGGCGACGCGUACAACAUGAGGCAUCCUCUGACCGGUGGAGGGAUGAGUGUUGCUCUCAACGACGUUCGCAUCUGGAGGAAUCUGCUCAGGAACAUCUCAGAUCUGUACGAUGACAGAGCCAUGCUGCAGGCAAAGAAAAAAUUCCACUGGGAACGCAAGUCAUCACAUUCUUUUGUGGUGAAUGUGUUGGCCCAGGCCCUGUACGAGCUUUUCGCAGCUACGGACAAUUCUCUUCAUGAGCUGAGAAAAGCCUGCUUCCAGUACUUCAAGCUUGGUGGGGAGUGCAUUGCUGGACCUAUUGGACUUCUCUCAGUGUUGACGCCCAGACCCAUGACCCUUAUUGGACACUUCUUCGCUGUGGCGCUGUAUGCAAUCUACUUCAACUUCAAGUCCGAGUCCUGGAGCACCAAACCUCGAGCUUUUUUUAAGAGUGGAGCCAUCCUGUAUCGAGCCUGCAUGGUCAUGUUUCCACUCAUCUACUCUGAACUCAAGUACCUGGUGUACUAAAACACUGCAUCUGGACAAAACUUGCAAAAACUUCAUGAUACAUCCAUCAAAAGUUUUAGAACACCCAGUUUUUAUUUAAAUGUAAGCAGCUUAAGUCCAGUGAAUAAACUUGGUACAAAGGGAAGUGGUAAACUGGUCAAGGUAAUAAAAUAAUUCAUGGAAAACAUAGAAAACAGGCCUUUUUCAUGGAUGAAGAAACUGGUUAACUUACAGUUUUGCUGCAGCAAUGGAAGUAAAUGAAAACUUGAAAGUUAAUGCAAACAGUUCCUACAGGUGACUCAACUUUUGUUGAUGACUUACAAACCCUCUCUGUACAAAGACAGUGUUGGAACAAACUGUGAUCAAUUAUUGGGACAAUACUGUACUGUAGGAAGUAGUGCUGUAUAUUGCUGUUUGAAUGGUGAGAAAAAGUUUACUGGUCGGUCAGAGCUUCAUGCUACAGCGAGAUAAUGAUUAUUAUUCAUGAUUAAAUUUUUUUUUUUUUUUUAAUCUUCAUUAUUUAUUUUUCUAUGCCUUAAACUACAGAAACAAUGAGACAUUAGAUUAUGUGAAUGUCAGCAACAUGUAAAAAUGGUGGUGUUCUAAAACUUUUGACUGGUUUAUGUUUUCCUGCUGAAAAAGCUGUUAUCUUAAACCAUGAUUUUGCUACUGAGGAUUUUCUACGGCGCCUCCCUGCCUUACUGAAGAUGUCAGUGUCUUGGUGUCCUAACUUGAUGCCUUGUUCCAGUUUGGACAUAUCAUGCAACAGUACAAUAUUAUGCAGGUAGCACUGUUUGAGCUCACCCACAGUCUGGCCUAUAUGCCAGAGGAUUGCAACAUACUGUGUACGAGCUCACACCCCAAAUUACACUGAAUAUUCAAUACUGUGGAAUUAUUCCUGCCAAACAGAGUUACCAUGUGGAGCAUGGCAUCUGUCUUUCAUUAUUCUUCAAUAGAUCUGCUUUUCUGCUGUAUAGUUCCUUGUUGGGCUGAUUCAGACUGUAUUUAAUAUGUGGAUCCAUCUCUAAUGAUGAUAUAUUUUUAAUACAAGAAUGCCUGAUUUUAAAUCUGCAGCACUGAUGAUGGGAUGUCAUAAAACUGCAAGCUGUUUACAUUGUAUUUCAUAAAAAGUAAUACUUUUCCAGUAUAUUUUCAGCCUUAUUUUGUUGAGUAAUAGCUCUUCAGUACUUUUUGUUCCAAGUCAAACACAUCAUUUACUGUACUGAUGGUUUAUCCUUACAUUCUGUGUUGAGAGACUUUUUGUAACACAUUUUGGUUUCUGCACACAAGUCUGAAACAUGCUGACAGUGAAGCUGAAUGUGGCAAAACUAUAAUCCCAGAACCCAAGAUGGAUCCCUGCACUGCGCUAGUCCCGUUGGAUGUCAGUAAAGGCCUGAUGCAGCAUACUGGGUGAAGUUUGGGUCUGACUGGGAUCUGAGAGAUAGAAGGAGCAGUGCUCACAUCAGGACCACGUCAGCGGAUGAUGAUUAGGAUUUGUUUCUCCUGAACUGACAGAGACGAGGAGCUCCUGAAGUGUGUUUCACCACAGCUGCACUGUUGUGUUUACCAUGUGCCUGUGUUGGGCUUGAUUGGCCAUUAA